Messenger RNA from Syngnathoides biaculeatus (alligator pipefish), 4554 nucleotides. RefSeq names its product 5-hydroxytryptamine receptor 4 (gene htr4). The coding region runs from base 304 to 1710 and encodes 468 amino acids. NCBI's taxonomy places the organism in Eukaryota, Metazoa, Chordata, Actinopteri, Syngnathiformes, Syngnathidae. Gene Ontology annotation, cellular component: plasma membrane. Gene Ontology annotation, biological process: chemical synaptic transmission; adenylate cyclase-activating adrenergic receptor signaling pathway; regulation of appetite. The transcript has 7 exons. Gene Ontology annotation, molecular function: G protein-coupled serotonin receptor activity. The record is from RefSeq and is a predicted model, not a curated record.
AGUGAAAAUGUGCAAGCGUGUACAUUUAUUUGUGUUUGGCUAAGAAAAUGUCCCACUUCCUGUUCAAAUUUGGGUAUUAGACCUUGAGAUUAUUAAUUUUUGGUGACUCUAGUGUCACAGGUGAAUUAUUCAAAUUCAUGUGAGCAGCCAAGUGGACCUUAAAAUGUCAGUUUCACACCAAAAUGGCGAACUUCCUGUUGACGUCAUACAUCUUCCGGUUUAGCACGCGGUCGCCAUUUUGGUUUGGUGAAUUGGCGUAAAGAAACCGGAACUAAGCAGGAAUCGUUUCAGAGAGGCGUAUGAAUGGGUUCGCGCCGCUACGUUAUGGGUUGCUGGUACGAAAGCGGGCGUUGUAAAGCGUCUUUCUUUCGACCGCCGACUGUGAUCGAGAACCAGUGCGAGAAAACGGAGCAGUUGGCGACCAAAUGGCGACAACUGUGGCUGGCUCGUAUCAGCGGAGCCGAGCUAGCAGCCAAGUCAUUCCCUUAUGUCAGGGUUCGCUGGGAGCAUUUUCCCCCUGGUCUUCUCUGCAUUCAUGGUCACAUGAGCAUCAGCCCUGCAGGCCGCAUGCCGCUGAUGGAGGAGCUUGCCACUGACGCCGACAACAUGCCGAAGCGGAUGGCCCUCAUCUGCUUCCUGUCUCUGGUCAUGGCGAUGAGCAUCCUGGGAAACCUGCUGGUCAUGGUGGCCGUCUGCAAGGACAGACAACUCAGGAAAAUCAAGACCAACUACUUCAUCGUGUCGCUGGCGUUCGCCGACCUGCUGGUGUCGCUGCUGGUGAUGCCGUUCGGCGCCAUCGAGCUGGUGCGCCAGCAGUGGAUCUACGGCGAGACCUUCUGCCUGGUGCGCACCUCGCUGGACGUGCUGCUCACCACCGCCUCCAUCAUGCACCUGUGCUGCAUCGCCCUCGACAGGUACUACGCCAUCUGCUGCCAGCCUCUGGUGUACCGCAACAAGAUGACGCCCAUGCGCGUGGCGCUGAUGAUCGGCGGCUGCUGGGUGAUCCCCACCUUCAUCUCCUUCCUGCCCAUCAUGCAAGGGUGGAACGCCAUCGGCAUCGACCACGUGAUCGACGAGCGUCGCCACGCGGAAGGCAGCAACUCGACGUCGUGCGUCUUCAUGGUGAACAAGCCGUACGCGGUGACGUGCUCGGUGGUGGCCUUCUACAUCCCGCUGGUGCUGAUGGUGCUGGCCUACCAGCGGAUCUACGUGACGGCCCGGGCGCACGCCCUCCAGAUCGGCAUGCUGCAGCGGGCGGGCGGCGCGGCGGCCUCCGACUCGGCCGACCAGCAGCGCAACCACCGCAUGCGCACGGAGACCAAGGCGGCCAAGACGCUGUGCGUCAUCAUGGGCUGCUUCUGCCUGUGCUGGGCGCCCUUUUUCGUCACCAACGUGGUGGACCCCUUCGUCGGCUACACGGCGCCCGACAAGCUGUGGGCGGCGUGCCUGUGGCUGGGCUACAUCAAUUCCAUGCUCAACCCCAUCCUCUACGCCUUCCUCAACAAGUCCUUCCGCCGUGCCUUCCUCAUCAUCCUGUGCUGCGGACGCGAGCGCUACCGCCGGCCCUCCGUUCUGGACCCCCGGGCGCCCUGCGCCGCCACGCGCAUCAACGGCUCCGCCCACGUGCUCAAGUAUUCGGCGCUCCACAACGGGAACCACGCGGCGCCGGAGAAGAAAAUGCUACACCAACACGCCGAGUCCUGCUUGUGACGCAGCGUCACCGCACCUCCGCCAAGCACGUACGCGGGAAGGCUGCGCAGCGCAGCGACCUCGCCGACCGGGAGGGACGGCGCCUCGUGGCCGCCGGGUGGACCGAGGCCUAACCCGGAUCUGGUUCUGGCCCCGAUGUGCGAUCUGUCUGCGGUCCCGAACUGAGUAAAUCCCCACUUCUGGAACUUUUGAGGGUGUGACGUUUCUAAAGCUCUGUUCAUUUGAAUAUCCAGCCAUCCAUUUUCUGAGCCGCUUAUCCUCACGAGGGUCGGCGGAGUGCCGGAGCCCACCCCGGCUAUCUUCUGGCAUGAGGCGGGGUACGCCGUGAACUGGUCGCCACCGAAUCGGAGGCGAAGAGAGACAAUCAGUCGCACUCGCAACCACACCUACAAGCAAUUUGGAGUCUCCAAUUAAUUUAAAGUAGUAUUUAAUUUAAUCGUUCAACAUUUACAUAACCCCUUCGUGUGUUUAUGUGUGUGUGUGACAAGAACGUCAUGAGCAAAUAAAAAAUUCACGUGUGACUGUCUGAGCGCUCCCCCUUGCUGAAAAGUCUUCAUGCGCACGCGCGUAUAUUAAUGCGCAUCCCCAUCCAUGCUUCAACGUUUGCCAUUUGACAAUUUGUCGCAGAGCGUUCGUGUUCGCUGCAGACGUCUCAGAAAGACCAACACAGGGAACCUACAGAUAUGUUUAUAUCUUUUGAUCAACUUUUGUUUUAAGGUUAUGGUUAGGGUAUAACCUACGUUAGCUUGCGCUAUGUAGAAGAAGGGGAACUACGAGACCGGGGGAUUUCCCAGUAACCAUCUACUAGGUGCCCAGAGUUCCCCUGUUAGUAACACAUGCGGAUUCCUCACAAGGGGAUUUUUCAGCACGGGGGAGCGCUCAGACCGUCACACCGGCAAAGGUUAACGUGUGUCCGAACGCGCUUCCGCGUUCACGAGCCGUCAACCCUUUCACUAUUUGGGAUUUAUUCCUGAUUGAGAACAGAUCCAGCAAGAAAGUAUUCGUAUCCUGACUUUUAUAGGCUUUCAAACUUUUCUGUGUAAAUCUCGACAACUUGCUCACCAGAUCCACGUGUAGAUCCAGUUGUCCAAUACAAGCGGACGCGGGUUAACGGUCCAAUUUCUUAUCGGCGAAAACAUCGACUUCAGCAUUAAAUACGGGUCCUUUAUGCUGAGUUUAUCUCAUUUUUCCACCUCCCGUCGUUUAUUUUCACCUUCUAAAUGGUUAGCAAAAAUCUGGGCGUCGUGCUACAAGACAUAUUUUUCCGUGUCGUCUCCAACCGACUUAGCAUUGAGCGAUGCUUAGCUAGACCUGCAAUAUGGCGACGUAAACAAAAGUCACGUGAUUUUUUAUGACAUAGGUGCACAAGCUCUAUAUUAGAAUUACUUAUAACAGGACCUGUGUUGUUUGGUUGUUCACUUUUUUUUUUUUAUUGGUCUUUGAUAUCGGGGGGGGGGGGGGAUAUCGGACAAACCAUUGUGCCCAACAUCCUAAUUUUGAUGUGAAGAGCAAAAAAAAAAAAAAAAAGGUGACAAGAUUACACAACUGUUUAACUAGCUAGCAAAACUGUGGGUGAUUGAAGGCGGGGCGUAGCGCUUACUUACGUGACAUCAGUCGUGCUGCGCGUCAAACCAGCUUGGAGGUACAAUGAAAGUUCUUCAAAUAUUAAGACAUCCAUCCAUUUUCUUCGCCGCUUAUCCUCACGAGGGUCGCAGGGUGUGCCAGAGCCUAUCCCCGCUGUCAACAGGCAGGAGGCGGGGUUACACCCUGAACUGGUCGCCAGCCAAUCGCAGGGCACAUAGAGACAAAUAGCCGCACCCACAAUCACACCUAGGGGCAAUUUAGAGUGUCCAAUUAAUGUUGCGUGUUUUUUAAACCCACCCAGGCACGGGGAGAACAUGCAGACUCCGCACAGGCGGGUCCGGGAUUGAACCCGGGACCUCAGAACUGUGAGGCCAACACUUUAUCACCGUGCCGCCUACGCUAAUAAAAUGUCAAUUCAAAAAAAGUAACGACAAAAAAAAUAGACAAUCAGGAAUAGGAAAAUCAAAAUAGUGUGGCAAUAGCGAAAUUGUGCACUUGGCUUUGAAAUGUUUAUUUUGAGUAGACCCACAAAAAAAAAGUCUCCAAAAAAUGUUUUGUAUCAUUUUCAUCAUUCAGACAAUGGAUAGGUUUCCAAUUACGCCAUCUUGUGUGUCAUAGAGGUCAAAGAACACGGGUGAUAGGUGAAGCGUGAAGUUUUUUUCUAUCGUUAAUUUAUCCGAUCGGUCUAAGGGUGGUGGCGACACACAAGAUGGCGUAAAUGGAAACCUAUCCAUUUUUUAAAAAAAAUACUAAUAAAAACUCAAAAAGCCCCCAGAGCCCAUUUAACUUAGCAACAUGAAAUUCGAGUAGAGGUACAAAACAACAUCAAAACGCGACGUCUGAAAGCACAAAGUAGGCCAUUUUGGAUCAUUUUCAUCAUUCACAGUAUAAAAAAAAUAAUAAUAAUUCAGCCCCAGAGCCGAUUUGACAUGUCGACCCACAAAUAGAUCCAUCAAAGCGGACUAGGAUAGAAGAAGAAGCCUAUCAAAAAAACAAAACAAAAACAAAAAAAACCUUUUGAGGAUGACACACUGCAAAAUCUCCCAUAAAGUCCUCCCGGCACUUGGUUGCAGUAAUCCACAUUUUCUUCACUUUUCCCCAUUUCGUGUACUUCCAUGCAGGUGGAUUGUUUUCUUCUCGGUAUGAAUCAUAUUUGGAUUUGUUUCAAGCUGUGAGCUCGACCACGAGUGAAGCACCAGCACUUUGUCGCACACACACAAACACACACGAUCGAAAUUGUUUUCCAUUGAUUUCUUUGCU